Molecule: messenger RNA, 3084 nt
Organism: Parnassius mnemosyne (clouded apollo)
Lineage: Eukaryota; Metazoa; Arthropoda; Insecta; Lepidoptera; Papilionidae
Source: the annotation of a GenBank genome assembly
AUGGGACCACAGUUCGACUAUUGUCUGCGAGCGACCAACAACCCCUCAUAUUUUGCCUUCCCGGACAAAGAUGUCGCCGAUAGCGCUGGAGCUUCUUCAAGUACGGGUACCGAGCAAUGCUCACGCUCUGCCCCUACGCGGACCUGGUCAGACAGUAUACGUCCGUUGAGCUCUCCUCGCCGUAGAGAGCCUGAGAGUCCCAGAAGAAAGGAAUUCAGGGCUCUAUUAAGGUCACUGUCUGCUAAAGAACCGGAAAAAGCUGAAGCAUUCUUGAAAGGGCAACCCCGCCCUGGUGAUUGCGCUCCUAGCGAUAUGAAACAUACUUUUACUGCCCCAAGACUAAAGAAAGGAAAAAUUAGUACAACAAUCAUGACAUCGGAGGGCGUAAAAGAACGCGAGGAGGUGUUCUAUACAAUUCCUCUUCAAGGGCGAAGACGUCACUCAGUGGGAGGAUACUUGGAUACAGGAGGCGUUGGUGGCGGUGAAGUCACAACGGUUCCUAGCGAAGUUCCAAAAAUGCCUCCACCUCGAUUUAACCAAAAUGAUGAGGAGGUUGUCAAGAGGAGGCGGCCGAAAAACUUCUCAUUUAAAGAGAUGGAAGACAUUGCGAUUCUAUGGAGUUCAGGUUCUCCCGAGAGUGCUUUGUGGUCGGACUACCUAGUCGCAAGUUUCGACAAAAUCAUGUCACAAAGAGCCAGACAUCAUUACAGAGUUACGCCAAUAACAGCUGAGGAGCUGCUAUCGUCAGAGUCACAAGAAAAGCUAGACAAAUUGUUGAAAGCUCAACUUCAGAUUGUGAUACUUUGCCCCAACCUGGACUCGAAGCUAUCAGAUUUAAAGCGGGAAUUGAAUAUUGAAAAUUUAGUCAAAGUAGACAAAGUUUUAGUAAUGUUAUUAGGAGUCGAAAAAGAUCACGUUAUAUCUAACAAUUGUGAAGAAUACCCAACAAUCGAUCAGUGGCAAAUGAUGUCGGUGCGAGAAAAGGAUACUUCAUUCGUAGAUACAUUUCUAACAGCCGCUGUCGGGAUUCUAAGAACUAAAGACUGUAAAGAUACAGCGUCAGAUCGAACUAGUUUCUCUAUAGUGCCAAAAAAAGUCAAAAUUGGGCAAAGCCGGGUUAUAGCAUUAUUAAAUGAUCCUAUUAGGGAGGAAGAUAGCAUAAAAAUUAUGGUGGACAAGAAAGGAGAGGUUAUACAUAUUCCAACGUUCAAGAAAAGGAAUCCAUAUACACUACAAUUUGAUAUACCAGAGUCGUGUUUGGAAGUAUCAAUGCUUGUGUGGGUACGAGUAAGUAAGAACGGACAGUCGCUGGGAAGAAGACAGAUCAAAUGUGAGAGUCGUUUGAGAGAACUGGAUCAACUGCUACGAGCGUCUGAUCACCCAUUGGAGUUCAUGUGUCAGACACUCGGGUUCAAGACAACGAAUAAGGAUCAAUUGGACAGCUGGAUGCUCAACGCUUUCCAGAAAAACAUCCCGCCGCAUUUCAACCUACUCUCCUCCUCCGAGCAAUUUAACCCUAAAGCUGAUGUAUGCAGCAACGAGGAGUACCCGACGCUGCUGCACUGGGCGGCGCGGUUCGGGCUGGAGCGCGUGUGCUGGCAGCUACUGGAGUGCCCGGGCGGCGGCGCGGCGGCAGCACUGCGCAACGCGCGCCGCCGCACGCCCGCUGACCUGGCGCGCGACCACCGCCACCUGCGCCUCGCCGACAUGCUCGCUGACCACAUGAAAAUAAACGAAUUCUCAAACAUGUAUUACUACUUGAAAAACAUGUCUGACAACGACAAAGAAGAUUGUCAAGAAGAUGCAAAACAACAGGAGGAAUUGCGUAUUGUAGAGAACUGCGAUACAGUUGACUCUCCCAGCAACGAUCACCCCAAAACCUCGGGGAAUGAACCGUCCACGGAUCCCUUUAGCGAAGCAUGUACUCAAAAUUUAGAAGAACCAUUAGAAAAAGCAGAAAAAACAGAAAAGACAGAGGAAAUUGUAAAGAAACAACGACCCAAUCUAAAACUGCCAAAGUUGAAGGAACAAUUUUAUCAAAACGAUUUCUCGGCUCACGACGACACAGCGGGCAGGAUACAACAAGCCAUAGAACACGAUUACUUAGUGCAACCGUCUAAUAUAAAAGUUGAAGAAAGUCCUAAAUUCCGUCCAAAUAACUUAUAUGCUAACAGUUCGCGGCUGUUACCACAGCAGUCUGAAAUUUUCCUUUACUCACCCACCGAAGAAAGUAACAAAUCCUUCAACAUCGAAACCCCAACCAGUGAUAUAAGUCAAAUUAAUUUAAAUACCAGAGACGCGCGGAAUAGCGGUAGCCUGAAAUCGGGAAAAGAAAGCUGCCCUCUUACAGGACAAGAGGAGUUGGCAGAAAUAAUAAAUGAUUUUAAAAAUAAUGUGUUCACCAUAUCGGAAGUAGAAAAGCUUGUAAUGGAAUGGCGAAACAGAAACGAAACACAACAGUCGAUUAAAGAGAAACAAGAACAACUAAACAAAAUGAGAGAAGAGUACGACAAAAUUCAACAAAAAAUUAAGGAUAAAAUGAAAAGACCAACGCCAUUUGAUCGAGUCAAAAAAAUGUUUUCAAAGAGCAAAAGUAAAAAUCACGACAACAACACGGGCACAAUUGAAAAACGAAAUGGUAACACACGACCUAACAGCAGUUUAAGUGAUAGCUCAUCGUCUUCGGGUCGCCUGAGCACAGUGAGCGGCGGGAGCGUCGCGGAAACUAACAGCGUGCAGUCCGAACAUGACGACAAAGCCAGGUCUAUUAUGUCGAGUGCGAGCACGCUGUGCGAGGAGGCGCGGCUGGACGACUACCUGGUGCCGCCGCCGCCGCGCCCGCUCGCCGCCGCGCCGCACUUCACCACCUUCGGACACCCCAAGCACGACACCAGGGGUCAACAUAUGGCUACGAUUGUCGAACGUGAAGCGUCCGCCUCCCGGGAAAGAUUGGACUGCGAGUCGGACGCGCACAACGGAACCCACUUACGAUUGAACUUUGGCCCUCGUGAAAAGGCGGCGGGCAGAUGUGACGACCGUGAUGCCGCACACAUGUACAUGAACAUAUCUGCUACGCAUACAUAA